Molecule: messenger RNA, 2748 nt
Organism: Gigantopelta aegis
Lineage: Eukaryota; Metazoa; Mollusca; Gastropoda; Neomphalida; Peltospiridae
Product: beta-catenin-like protein 1
Exons: 16
Coding region: 30-1691 (553 amino acids)
Cellular component (GO): spliceosomal complex
Source: RefSeq, a predicted model, not a curated record
UUGUAGGGGAAAAGCCUGUUUUGUUAGAAAUGGAUGUUGAGGAACUUUUAGCUUAUCAGCCUGAUAAACCAAGUACAAAGAGGAAGAAUGCUGACCGAGAGAAAGAACACGGUGGUAGCGCUAAACACAGGCGGAGGUGGGACAAAACCGAGGAGCCCUCCGUUGACCUGACACAGGAGGACAAGGACAAAAUCCUACAGAUGGUGGAGGAAGAACCUGAGACUGACACUCUUGAUGAGACAAAUAUGAAGAAAUUAUUGCUGCAGUUUGAAAAGAAAGUGUAUAAAAAUCAAGAAAUGAGAAUCAAGUUUCCAGAUCAUCCCGAGAAAUUCAUGGAAUCCGAGGUGGAGGUGAAUGAUGUAAUAAGUUCCAUGCACGUGAUUGCCACGGUGCCCGAGCUGUACCACGUACUGGUGGACCUCAACACUGUACACUCGCUGUUGCAGCUACUCACUCACGAAAACACAGAUAUAUCGAUUGCAGUGGUUGAUCUCAUACAGGAGUUGACGGAUGUUGACACACUCAACGAAAGUGAAGAGGGAGCAACAGCACUCAUUGAUGGAUUGCUUGAGGGUCAAGUUGUCGCCAUUCUCAUGUCAAAUAUAGAAAGACUUGAUGAAUCAAUAAAAGAAGAAGCAGAUGGUGUACACAAUACUUUAGCAAUCAUAGAGAAUAUUUUAGAGUUCCGCCCAGAAGUUGCAGCUGAAAUAGCUCAGCAGGCUCUCCUAGCUUGGCUCUUCAAAAGAAUUAAGGCCAAGAUGCCCUUUGAUGCGAACAAACUGUACUCUAGUGAAAUCCUAGGAAUCCUUUUACAGAAUUCAGAUGAAAACCGACAGCUGUUAGGAGAACAAGAUGGAAUAGAUGUUUUGCUACAACAGUUGGCUGCCUACAAGCGCCAUGAUCCGAGCGGAAAAGAUGAGGUUGAGUACAUGGAGAAUCUGUUUAACGCACUCUGCUCCGCCCUCAUGUUCUCCACCAACAGAAACAAGUUUCUCAGGGGAGAAGGUCUGCAGCUGAUGAAUUUGAUGUUAAGAGAAAAGAAGUUGUCCCGAAACAGUGCAAUAAAGGUGUUGAACCAUGCCAUGCUUGGUCCAGAAGGGGCAGACAACUGUCAGAAGUUUAUCGACAUCCUCGGUUUGAGGACAGUCUUCCCACUGUUUAUGAAGACACCCAAACAUGCCAAGGCAGGACCAGCACCUGAUGAACUGGAAGAACACACAUGUUCCAUUGUUGCUUCAAUGCUGAGGAAUUGUACAGGACAGCAAAGAACAAGACUGUUGAAUAAAUUCACAGAAAACGAUCACGAAAAGGUGGAAAGAUUACUGGAGCUUCACUUCAAAUACCUGGACAAAGUUCGGCAGUGCGACGAUGAGAUUGAGAAAGAUAAAAAUAGAAUGCGCCAGUCCGGUCAGACUAUCGAUGAAGAAAUGGAGGAUGAGUUCUACCUCAAGCGACUCGACCUCGGUCUGUUCACGCUGCAACUCAUCGACUACGUCAUGCUGGAGAUCUGCACAUCGGGGGCGCCGUCUCUGCGACAGAGAGUAAUGCAGAUUUUAAACAUGAGGGGAGGCUCAAUCAAGGCCAUAAGAAAUAUCAUGAGAGAAUACGCUGGUAACAUUGGUGAUGCAAAAGACCCCGAAUCACGAGAAGCCGAACAGAACAGAAUAAUACAGCUAGUGGACAAGUUCUAGAGACAACAAACUGUGCUGCUGUGUUUUUAAUUCAGGUUCAUCAAGAAUGCAACCACCGAUGCAGGUGUAACAACAUUGCCAGUUACAGUGACAUAUUGGUGGUCCUCGUGCAGUUCUUAUUAAGCCAACAUAAAUCUAUGUCGUGAUGCUCAAAAAACAAAGAAGAAACAAGACUCAUUGUUGUUCACUGUGAACAUGUCAACGUAAAGAUCAGUCUCUAUUAUCAAUUCAGAGAUAAGAAAAGAAGAAAAAUUGUGAGCCGUUUGUAUUAGCAACCUUUUAGAUACCAGUAUUUUAUAUAAGAACAUAGGUUGUGUACCAUCUGUAUAUAUUUUAAGAAUCAUAUGUUAAACAUUAUUACUUCCAUGAUGUUCGGUAAACUUUUCAAAUUUUCAGGUUUGACUGUCAAGUGCCAUUAAUUUCAUGCUAUUCCGUUCAUGACAAGAAAAUGUAAAUAACAGCUGCAUGGUUUACAUAACUGGUAGAACAUCUCUGCGAUAGUAAUGCAUUAUGCAGACUAAUAUACCGUUAUGUAGAAUAAUAUUAAGUGGAUGAACCAGGAGCCAAGUUUACAAAACAUCGUUAAGUUUAUAUCUGCGACUUAAGGAUGUACCGGUCAUACAUCUGCAUGUGUUUGGCAUAUCUUUCACGCAUAACAUUACAUCAUUACGGAAGCUGGAGUAUUUGUAGGACAAAAGGAAAUCAAAUAUGUGUGUUGAACUAUAAUAGUAAUAAGAAUUGUGGUUUAAUCGUAGAUUUUUGUUUACGUGCAAAACUAGGCUUUACAAUGUUUUGUGAAAUCAGGCCCAGAUGCCAUCAAAAAUGGUUUGAUUUCUUACCUCAAAUGAAGUCUUUUUCAUUCAAAUUAAUAUUGAAAGUGAAUGAGUUAGGUUGUAGUUGUCAUUUGGUUUCAAGUGUACAAUUCACAUACUUGUAGUUGAAAAAUGCAAGACAUUUCAUGGACAAUGUUUGUUCAACUUCAUGUCAAGGAUUAUCCUGUAUACACACUAAGAACGACUGUGUAAAAACUAUCCUGUAAAUAAACUGUUGAAAACUA